CCCUAGUCGUUCCCUGAAGGUCACACUUCCCUAGUCGUUCCCUGAAGGUCGCAUCUCCGUGGUUGACUCAUGAGCGUUGUCCCAUAAUUGUUCCCUGAAGCCAGUGGUCCCUGCAGGUCGUUCUCCAAUAAUCGUCUCCUGAAAGCUUACCCUCAGUGUCCCCUAAUUUUCUCCGUGUGAUCGUUGUAUCCUGAUUCACCUCCAGGGUCAUUGCUUUCUGAGCUUUCGAGUAACAGUUGUUCCUUUGAUGUCCCUUUAACAUCAUCGUGUCUCACUUGUUGUCCUUAAGACUCUUACUUGACCCUCCUCCAAGGUUGUCUGUCGUCUCCUGUCUGUUCCCUCAAGCUCGCAGCACUUUGUCAUAUAGGGGCGUCAUUGGGCGACUCAAGCAAAGUCGCCCGAACUGUAAGCUACAGGACAGAUCUCAGAUGCGAGACUGAGUUGCCCAAACGUGUAGUUGAGUAAUGCAAGGCAGCAGCGUCAAGCAAGUUUGAACCAAGCCCUCCAUUCUGGAGGCCUUGGUUUGAACCCUUGGGAGCCACGUGUGAUGUUUCGAUUGUUCCUUGUGAAGAAAAAAGAAAAUAUAACGUAGCACACCUAUGGCGCGCUUAAAUGAUGCAAAAAGUAUGUCCACACCAGUAUGCCACCAUCAAAUAAAUUAAAGAACGGAACUUCAACGUUGAAACACUGUGUGAAACAAACAAACAAAAAAAAAAACAGCCUUCAUGAGACUUAAUGAUCGUGUGGGCUCUUCAGUUUGAAGCUACAGACACAGGUGUUAAUGGAAUAGCUAUUGUGCAGAACCGAAGCAACAACAACAAUGUUUGCUGUCUCUGAUUCAAGAGUCAUGGUUCAUGGGAACUAUUUAUGCCCGUGAUCACAGCAAAAGUAUCGAAGAGUUCGUUGGAGCAGAACACGAUCGCGUCUCUGGACGGUUGUUGAGCUGUCUCUGUUCAAAACCUUCCCUUAUACUCGACUUUACUUUUAUCUGUUCCUCUUGGUCAUAGUGACCACUGGCAUGCAGUUGUUUGGACUACAUGCUUAUAUCACCUGUGCACACCUUUAAGCACCCAUUCGGACUACAUACUGCUCUCCCUCCUCCACGGCCGGUCACGCGCCAGCCAAGGGUGCAGUCCAGCAGGCCAUUACACUAGCCAGCGGCCACAGGCGAAAGUUUCCCCGCGAUCUUAGCGAUGGAGCGCCGAACACGCCUCGCUGGACCCCGGCUGCAGAGGGGUCCCGUACACCCCCCCAAGCCUGACCGGACACUGCAGGCAACUAAAGAAUUCGUGGAAAAAGUGAAUGAGCUGCGCCGGUCCAGGAACGUGGGGCCUCUGUCAUGGAACACGGCGGUCAAGUUUCUUAUGGCCAGGAAGUUUGACGUGUCAAGAGCUGUAAGUUUGUAUGAGCAGCACGAAGCCACAAGACACAGGGAAGGACUUGUUAACCUCAACCCCACUUGUGAACCUCUGCUGAGUGAACUAGCCACUGGGAAAUUUACUAUUCUGCCUGUCCGAGACGAGAGUGGUGCUGCCAUUGCUGUGUUCACUGCGCGCCUGCAUGACCCUCGAGCCACCACACAGCAGACCACACUACAGGGAGUUGUGUACCAGCUGGAUGCCGCCUUGGAAUCCACAGAGACGCAAAGAUGUGGCCUUGUCUUCAUUUAUGAUAUGACUGAAUCUGCCUAUCAAAACUUUGAUUACCAAUUGUCACAAAAGAUUCUCACUUUGCUGAAGGGAGGUUAUCCUGCGCGCCUCAAGAAGGUUCUUAUCGUGACAGCACCACUCUGGUUCCGCGCUCCUUUCAAGGUGCUGCGGCUGUUUGUGAGGGAGAAGCUGCGGGACAGAGUGUAUACAGUUUCCUUGCCUGAGCUCAUUAAUCACAUCCCUGUGAAGUGCAUGCCAGUGGAGCUGGGUGGGGACCUCUACACAGACCAUAAAGCCUGGCUGCUGAAGUGCCAGGUCUCCAUGACCAACCGAGACCCUUCCACCGUGUGUGAACCGGCGCCACCCCCAACCCUCCAUUCGGGGUUGGACCGGGUUGAGUCUGGUGAAAACAACCCAAAUAUGGUGCCGUUUGGAGAUCAGGAUCCCAGCAGCUCAGUGGAGCAGUGUGACUUCAGUGAUGAUGAAGUUAGUUGUUGUGAGAAGAGCUUCUCUCAUGACAGUAAUGAUGAAGAUGACCUUGAGGAAAAUGUUGAAGCUCAAGAUGGCAGAUUAUCCGGCCUGAAUGGCACAGAAGUUGAGGACACAGCCAGUGAAGGAAAACGGAAAGAAGAGGAUACAACUCAUGUAUUGAAAGGAGAGACUUCUCCAGGACCAGAGAUUCAAGACACUGCUCACCUCAAUGGCCAUGUCCUGCAUGAAUCAGGCAGAAUUAGUGGCCGGGGCUCCCCAUUGGCUCCACCCAGCAGUGGCAGCAGUGGGUUCAGUGACGAUGACAGUCUUCACUGUGAUGACGGGCAAGGGUUUACUCUAGAGGAGUUUGUGCGGCAUUUAAGGGACAAAGGGCGGCAAGGCCUCUACCAUGACUACACACAGAUCAAGAGUCGUCCCCCUGAUGGCACCUUUGAAAACUCAAGAAAAAGGUGCAACCAAGUAAAAAAUCGGUACACCGAUGUGCUGUGCUUUGACAGAACCAGAGUAGUGCUGGCAGCUGAAGAUGAAGAAGGAACAACAGAUUAUAUCAAUGCUAACUAUGUUGAUGGAUAUAAACAGAAAAGGGCUUUCAUUUCCACUCAAGGUCCUCUGCCUGGAACAUUUGGUGACUUCUGGCGGAUGAUCUGGGAGCAGAAAGUUUGUGUGGUGGUGAUGACAACACGGGCAGUGGAGCGUGGCCGAACCAAAUGUGGGCAAUACUGGCCACUGGAGCAGGAUGCCAGUGUUACUCACUCUCACUUCACCAUCACCAACACUCAUGUCUACAACUACCAUGACUACACCGUUACUGCCCUCACAAUUGUGGACAAUGUGAGUGGAGAGGAGAGAAGGGUGGAGCACAUGCAGUUCACAUCUUGGCCAGACUACGGUGUGCCAGAUUCAGCCAUGGCUAUGCUAGAAUUUUUGAGCCAAGUGCGGGAGUCUCAAGCACGCCUGACAGCAGCAUAUGGAAGCUCUUGGACAGGCCACCCCCUGGGACCACCUAUUGUUGUUCAUUGUUCUGCUGGGAUAGGGAGGACAGGAACAUUCUGCACCUUGGAUAUCUGUAUACGACGCUUAGAAGAAACUGGUACCAUAGAAGUGAAAGGAACUGUUGAGAAGAUCCGGUCCCAGAGAGCAUACUCCAUCCAGAUGCCUGAUCAGUACGUCUUUUGUCACCUGGCACUCUUGGAGUACGCGCUCCACAAUGGGAAAUUGGUAGAAGUUGAUCUCACUGGUUUUGAAGAAGAUGGAUCAGAAAGUGAUUAAUGAAGUUGCCUGCCAUGUUUCUAGUGGAAUACUAAAAUUUAAUGAAAAAUGUCACAAAUAGCAGUCCAGACGCCUUGUUGAUGACUGUUGAUGUGUUCACAGACUCUGUUGGACCUUCUUAGGCACACAGUGAGUAAAAUUGUGAUAGUGCUAUUACUGAAGGAGAAAAGAAGGGCUGUGGUAAUGUGGAGAACAAACUAUUUCUUGAAGUACACCUUGCCAUCCAAUCUGCUGAAGGCGAGGUAUCUUCCUUUGCCACCAGGUGCUGAUGAUUGUUGUCGUGUGAGUGCUGAUGAUUGUGAAGAAGAAAUAGGAUGUACAGUAACAUGCACAUGGUUGAAAAUAUUUGUUUACCAUUUGCCUUCUCUUUCUAUGGAAUGGUGCACAUAUCAGAGGAAAAUUGUGUAAACUCCACAUCAUAAGGUUUCUCAAAUGAAUAUACAGUGUUCUUAUUGUAGAAAAAUCAAUUCAACUUGAAACACAUUAUUUGCAUUGGCCCUUUUGGUAGUUGUUAACCAGGGACACAAUGACCACCAUUCCAGGAGGCCGAGGGCAGCAGCUUUUAGUGGGGGGCGGCGGCCAGUGCUGCACCACAGUCGUGGAUGAAGGUACAAAAUAUAAUUGUUUAGGUGCCAGUCAUUUUGAAAUCUCCAGUAUUUUUUCAAAAUUAGAAUAAUAUUUAUUCCAGUGAUAUCAAAAAUAACUUUGUAUAUCUUACUUCUUCCUGUACUCAUGUAAGAGAUUCAUAUACAUCAGACAGAAUGGCAUAUUUAUAUUUUUUACAAUUUCCUUUGCCAAUAAUAUUAGUGCAGAUAAAUUUAAUUGUUUAUAUAAAAAAAAAUGACAAUACUAAAGUAUUAAUCAUGCAUAUCUGUAUUUCUGUAUAAUAAUUUGAUGUUAAAAUCUGUUUUUAUUCUACAUAUUUUGUUAAUGAAAUGGGACUGGUGUGAUUUUUUUUUAUUUAUUUUUUUUUUAUUAUUAUUUUAUUUAUUUAUUUAUUUUUUUUUUAAUUACAAAGCAAGUAGCUGAAAAAAAAUUAUGAUAUUAUUUUGAGCCUGACUGAUUAUUACAACUUUUUCACUUGUUAUUUAGAAAUAAGCAAAUGAGUCAUUUCCUUUACAAAGCAACUGCUUAUGUGUUCACUAAGAAGUGCUAAUUAAAGAAUGGGAAAAAUGUUGCCAAGUUACUACUUCACUCUGUCCUACAAUGCUCCAGCCUGCAAGCCUGCCUCAAUCCAGGUAACCUUGUGCCAGAUGUGGUGUCCAGUGAGAGCAGCAAGGAAAUGGUAGCAAUAACUGCAGGAAAACUGCUAUUUGAGGCAGUUAUGGGUAAGGGCAUCUUCCACUUGAUGGAAAUAGGACCAGCCUAAAUCCCAGCUGCAGGCUGGAGACCUAAUUUUUUUUUUUUUUUUUUUUUUUUUUUUUUUUUUUUUUUUUACUCAAUAGGUAAUGCUUAUGCAUUCUCUUUCUUCAUGUCCUCUCACCAGUACAAAAACAUGAACAUUAGCCUGAAAUGGCAGACUUAGAAUACAGGAACAAGAGAAGGCUCACAUCAGGACUCGGCAUAUAAUAUUUUGGCUAAAUCUCUUCCAAUCUCAGGUUUGCUCCUCAAGUUUGCUGUCUUUAGUUCUCUUUCUACGGCAUGAGGAAGUGGCUAUUUUGAAAAUAAGUGAAAUUGAUAAAGUUUUACUUGAAUAAUGAUCAGUUUUGCAGGUAAGCUGCAACACCUGGUAAUUGUAAGCUUAUUAGCUGUCCAGUAUAGUGUAUAGCUUUGCAUUAUUGCCCACUUCUUUAUGUGACUCACAGUCCUCGAUAAAGGGUUAGUUGUACUUCUUCAUUAUAUUAAUCAAUUAUCAUUGGUGCAGCAUUGUACCAUUAUGAAUUUUGUUUGGCAUUUAAUUUCCAUGCAUAACCUGCAAAUUGGAAAACUUUCUUUUUCCAAUAAGCAGAAAACUAUUAUCAACAUGACACUGACAAUGAAUGACAAUUAAUAAUCCCUAAGAAUGCUGUUUCCGUUGAUAUAUGUGAGGGCAUAAUGUACGUGUGUAUAUUGUGUACAUUGGAAGUGAUGCAAAUACAAUUAACAUUUGUAAGCUACCACUGUUAAUAGUGUGUAUAUAUAUAUAUACAUAUAUAUACAUAUAUAUACAUAUACCUAAACAUACCAUGUAAAUCUUAUGUUGACUGGGGAACUCUGCUAGGUGUUUUUCAAUAUUAUUAUUAUUAUUAUCAUUAUUAUUAUUAUUAUUAUUAUUAUUAUUAUUAUUAUUAUUAUUAUUAUUCUAUUAUUAUUCUAUUAUUAUUAUUAUUAUUAUUAUUAUUAUUAUCAUUAUUAUUAUUAUUAUUAUUGGGUAUUUGUUGUUCCUGGGUAUUUAUGAUACUGAUGAGCCCAGUUAUUCUAACAAAUUUAAGCUUGAAUGGUGCCAUUUUAUAUGUAAUGAGAGCAUGUAAAAUUGGUGGUAAAUGGCAUCUCCAAUGCCUGUGCUUGUCAUUGUUUUUAAAAAGACUGGCAGUGUCUUUACUAUUUUUGCAAUGUGGUACAGUGUAAUCUGCAAGUGUAAUUUCAUGUUAUCUUAAAGAAAAUAUUUUCUUAUUUAAUGUGCUUGAUAUAAUUAAGCCUUUGUAUAUCCCCAAAAUCAAACUACACUAUCUUCUUUCUGAUACCUAUUUGUUGAAGUUGAACAAUUAUGUUUUCAGCUUUGAUUUUGAAUGGCCACCAGAAUAUAAUUUGAAGAAAUGUCAGACAUCCUUUUUGUUAGUGUGGGAAUCCCUGUACUGACGAGCAUCGCACAACUGACUCACUUGAGUUACCGAAGGUUCACUGGCACAUCACCAAAGAUGAAACUUUUUAUAUCACUUUUGUACAUACUAGUCAAAUGUCUAAAUAAAAUCUUCUUUCUAUUUAUUGA
Molecule: messenger RNA, 6318 nt
Organism: Eriocheir sinensis (Chinese mitten crab)
Lineage: Eukaryota; Metazoa; Arthropoda; Malacostraca; Decapoda; Varunidae
Gene: Ptpmeg2
Product: tyrosine-protein phosphatase non-receptor type 9-like
Exons: 12
Coding region: 1194-3410 (738 amino acids)
Biological process (GO): protein dephosphorylation
Molecular function (GO): protein tyrosine phosphatase activity
Source: RefSeq, a predicted model, not a curated record